Molecule: messenger RNA, 2157 nt
Organism: Podarcis lilfordi (Lilford's wall lizard)
Lineage: Eukaryota; Metazoa; Chordata; Lepidosauria; Squamata; Lacertidae
Source: the annotation of a GenBank genome assembly
AUGGACCCCCUCCCGCCCAAACCAGUAGUGAGGCUCACCGCGUCGCUCCAGCUGCCCAAUGGAAUCACCAUGGACGUGCCAAUCACCAUUGACUCCGGAAGCAAUGCGGACUUUAUAGGGCAGGACUUUGUCGACCGGCACGCUAUACAGUUGCUGCCUGCCACGCUGCCCCUGCAGGUUGUCACGGUGGAUGGCAGGGAGCUGCUAGGGGGGCAAGUGGUGAAGCAGACGCCACCAAUGGUGAUGCGGCUUGGGAAUCACAGGGAAAUCAUCAGCUUCAAUGUCACUCAACUAUCGGACACGCCCAUUGUAUUGGGCAUGAGUUGGCUGGACAAGCACAGCCCGACGCUGGCUUGGUACCAGAGGCAGCUGACCUUCGGCUCUUCCUUUUGCGCUGAACACUGCAUCGUGCCCCGGCAGGAAGGAGAGGAAGAGGAGUCACAGCUGCAGCUAGGCACGCUGCAAGCGGUUCCCCACAAGUACGCAGAAUUUUUGGAGGUUUUCUGCGAGAAGGAGGCAGACAGGCUACCCCCCCACAGACCAUAUGACUGCAAAAUUGACCUGCUGCCGGGGGCGGCGCUGCCCAAAGGGAAGCUGUAUUCCAUGUCUGAGGACGAACUGCAGGAACUCAAAGAGUUCAUAGAUCAUAAUUUGGAGCGCGGUUUCAUCCGAGAGUCCAAGGCAGCGGGGGGCAGUCCGGUAUUCUUUGUUAAGAAGCGGGACACGCCCCAGAAAAGACUUGUAGUGGACUAUCGCAUUUUGAACAGCGUGACCAAGCCAUCGGACUUCCCCAUGCCCCGAAUCGACGACCUCCUCGCAAAGGUACGGAAGGGCAGCGUGUUCACUAAGUUGGACCUGCGAGGGGCGUACAACCUCAUUCGCAUGCGGGAAGGAGAUGAGUGGAAGACAGCCAUGUUCACGCCCCUGGGCACCUACGAAUAUAGAGUUAUGCCUUUUGGAUUGCAAAAUGGUUCCCACGUUUUUCAAGCGUUCAUGCAUCACGUGUUGGCGGGGCUCCUCUACAAGACGUGCGUCUGUUUCUUGGAUGACAUCCUGAUCUUUUCGGAAUCGCAGCAGGAGCAUGACAGACACGUCAAGGAAGUGCUGAGCAGGCUACAGCAACAUAGGCUUUACGCCAAGCUGGAGAAGUGCCAAUUCGACGUGACGGAGGUGGAUUUCCUGGGCUACAAGUUGUCUGAUAAAGGGCUCGCCAUGGACAGCGCCAAGGUCCGAGCAGUGUUGGAUUGGAAAAGCCCACGCAACCGGAAGGAGGUCCAACGGUUUGUCGGCUUUGCGAACUUCUAUCGCAAGUUUAUCAAAGGCUUUGCCAUGCAGACAGCGGCCAUCACGGACACGCUCAGCUCCAAGAAAAAGAAGUUCAUCUGGACAGAGCAGGCGGAGCAGUCCUUUCAGGCACUCAAGCGUCUCUUCGCGUCGGAAGGGCAACUGCUUCAUGUCAACCCCAGCAAGCCGAUGAGGGUGGAGACAGACGCUUCGGACAGAGCCGUGGGAGCAGUCCUGCUGCAGAAGGACCCGCAGGGGGUUUGGAGGCCGGGAGCGUUUUACUCAAGGAAGCUCAGCAAGUCCGAACAGAACUACACCAUCUGGGACAGGGAGUUGCUGGCCAUUCAUGCAGCGUUCAAAGCGUGGAGGCACUUCCUGAUCGGCGCCAAGCACACGGUGCAGGUCUGCACGGACCACAAGAAUCUAGAGCACUGGCGCACGGCACAGUUCCUGAACCAGAGGCAGAUACGUUGGGCUGAGUUCUUUGCGAAUUUCGACUUCCGAAUAGAGUAUGUCCCGGGGACACCAACAUCAUGGCGGAUGCUCUCUCCCGUAAGCCGCAGUAUCUGGAGGAGGCAACGCCAGCGGCCGCCAUGCACAUCUUCGCACCGACAGUGUGGGCGUGCACGGCGGCAACAGUUGACCUGGAGGCGGUGCGACGAGCGUUGCAGGAUGACUCCUUCGCGCAAGCAAAGAUGGCAGAGGCGCACAGGGGCACGGCAGCGACCGACGAGUUCCAGCUGCGAGAUGGUUUGCUCAUCCGUAAAGGGGCCAUCUACGUGCCGGGAGACGAACUUCGCGCCAAGGUACUGCAGCAGCUGCACGACGCGCCCACUGCCGGGCACUUUGGCAAGGAGAAGACGGUGGAAUUAG